UGUACGGGAAAGUGCCACUGCAAGGCUAAAAAAAGUGAAAAGACAUCAGACAAAGACUUGCAACUGACAGAUGAUGUCUGGGGAAGUGAUGAGGAAUCUAUAUCCAUACACGCCGAUUUGCAACGUGCGCACGUGAACCAAGGGUAUCUAGAUGGGAUUACUAAGGCCCAAGAACUGGGGUUACAAGAUGGGUUUGACAAAGGUUUCCCCACCGGUGCGUCCUUAGGAAUUCGUGUGGGCAAAGUUUUGGCAACACUUCAUGGCAAGUCCCAGUUCAAAGAGGCCCAGGGUGCCCUCAAUAUCACCCAGGUCUUGGAUAAGAAAUACUUUGAUAAUCAACUAGAUCUACACAAUUCACAGCAUCUGCUUCUUCAACGGUGGGAA
Messenger RNA from Metschnikowia bicuspidata var. bicuspidata NRRL YB-4993, 384 nucleotides. It is a transcript of the gene YAE1, whose product is annotated as Yae1p. The transcript has a single exon. NCBI's taxonomy places the organism in Eukaryota, Fungi, Ascomycota, Pichiomycetes, Serinales, Metschnikowiaceae. The record is from RefSeq and is a predicted model, not a curated record. The annotation marks the transcript as partial.